Artibeus jamaicensis (Jamaican fruit-eating bat) is the source of this 9121-nucleotide messenger RNA. It is a transcript of the gene ICE1, whose product is annotated as interactor of little elongation complex ELL subunit 1. The record is from RefSeq and is a predicted model, not a curated record. NCBI's taxonomy places the organism in Eukaryota, Metazoa, Chordata, Mammalia, Chiroptera, Phyllostomidae.
UUCGGGGGCCGCGCCGGGUAGCGUUUCUGUCUAGUGCCCGAAGCAGCUCUGGCUCAGGGAGCCUUUAGUCUGCUCCACGGGGACUUCUGUGCACGGAUGGACCCGCCCGGAUACGGCGGGAAGCGGCCUGGCAGGCGGCGGCCCCGGCGGCGUCAGCAUAGGGAGUACAGGGCUGAGGCCGCGGGUCCCUGAGGCGUGCGGGUCCAUCGGGCCCGGCGGCGACACCAUGAUGCCGGGCGAGACCCACUCGGCGGCUCCCGGAGCAGCGGCGGAUCUCUCACGAUGUCAGGGCUGUGCCUCCCUGCAGCAGAAUUUAAAUGAAUAUGUUGAAGCAUUAAUUACCUUGAAGCAAAAAAUUAUUAACACAGAUAAUUUGUUAACAGAAUAUCAGAAGAAAUGUGAUGAGCUGCAGUUUGCCAGAAGAGAGAACAGUACUCUGCAUCACCAGGUGGAACAAAUGCUUCAGAAAAUUUCUCCUCUGCAGAAAUGUCAGGAAGAAUUGGGGUCUUUAAAAGCUGAACUAGAAGAGAAAAAGAGUUCCCUAAAGUUGUAUCAGGAUACUCAUCAGGAAUAUGCUCGUGUGAAAGAAGAAUGCUUGAAAACUGAUGCUCAGAAGAAGAAACUAGAAGCCAAGGUGAAAAAGCUGGAAGAGGCUGCUCUCAAGCAAACUCAGGACUUCAAGCAACUAAGGAAUGAAAAGAAAAUACUUGAAAAGGAAUUUAAGAAGACACAGGAAAGGCUGGAUGAGUUUUCUAAGCAGAAAAAUGAAAAAGAGUUGAAACACAUUGGAACACAAAUUUCAAGUGAUUGUUAUGGAAGCAUAGAUAAAAGAAAAAUAAAACUACUUCUGAAAGAACUCUGGCUCUGUAUAAACACAACACACAGAGUACCUGGUGAAAGCAGCAGAUGUCUCCCAGCAAAACCUGCUGAAGAAAAACCUAGAUCCAGAGAGUCCGGGGAAGAUGGUGUGCCCACUCGGGUUGAGGGCAGCCCUCCCAGAGCCUCUGCAGUGCAGACGUGUCUGGCGGAGCUGUCCAUGGAGAUAGAGGGUGACUUCUCCCCAUGUAAAAAUGUGAGACAAGAGAGGCCCAGUGGAGCAGCUCAUCCUAAUGAGGACCAGCCUCCUGAAGUUGUAAUGCCGAGGAAUGACGAGGACAGUACUGAGUUUUUGCAUGGCAGUCGCUUUUUUGAUGAAGAUCUUCAAGCUGCAGUUGACUUCUUCAAGCUUCCCCCUCCUCUUUUGUCUCCAGUGCCAUCACCCCCUCUGGGGUCCUUACCGCACCUGGGCACCUUACCUUCUUCUCUUGCACCUGAAACCUACUUUGGAGAGUACACAGAUUCCAGUGAUAAUGACUCAGCCCAACACAGAAAUUCUGCUGAGUCUAAUUCAGAAGAUGAUACAUCUGACACACAGGACUGUUUUGGCUCACCCAGAAAGAAUAAAGGAAGUGGUACAUGGGAGGAAAAGCCCAAUUUGCAGGGAGCCACCGAAGCUCUGAACACAUUGGAAGCAAAUGAAGUGACAGCUGUUGGGUUUGGAGCACUUACAGCAACGCUGAGAGAACCUUCAGCCACAUUCACCUUAGCUCAUGAGGAACACUGGGCAUUGUCAUCUCAGCUCAUUAGUGGUAAAAAAAGAGGCAUUUCAGGUGAGGCAAAAGGACAAAGAGAGGUUAGGGAGAUGGAUAAAUCAGUGCAAACUGAGGAAACACUUUGUAAACCCACCAGAAGUGUGAGUGUUGAGAGGUUGUCUGGCAGCCUAACACAAGGGAAGGAAGCAGCCCUUGGGACGUCAGACAUGUGUUACUCUCCCCUUGGCAAGAGGCCAUUGAAUGAACUUCCAGGAUCUGAAGGAAAAACUCCAUUUUCCAGAAUGAUAGGAUCAUCCAAAUCAGACUUCACUAAGUGGACGCCAACUAAUGAACUCACAUGUGAAUCAGAUCAUAUGUCAGUUUCUGACCAUCAUCAGGGAAUAUCUAGAGAACUGGAAAAGGACAGAGAAGGGCAAGGUUUUAUUUUAGGAGAAUCACCCGAACCUGAAGAAGAUUCAGAUGAUGUAAUGGAUGCAACAGAGCUUGAUGUCGAAGCCAAAUUUUCUUCCUCUUCUACCUCAGGAGCAUUGUCUGUCUACAGUAAUCCCCAGUCUUCCUCUGGGUUGAAGUGUGGUCAUGAUAAACAUAUCCCUACUGAACUGUGUCAUUCAGAACAGAAGUUACAAGCUACAACUUCAAACUUGUCAGGUCUGCAGUCUGAGCCACUAGAAUGUUGUGCAGUAGCAAACAACCUGGAGAAUAGCUUCCAUGCUCUGAACCCUGAGUUGGGAGCAUCCGAUUUUCAUGAUCAGAGUAGCAGUGGCAAAGAAUGUACAAAAGUUGUAAAAGGCAUGACCAAAGUAUAUUCCCUUCCUCAGUCAGUAUUUAUGAAAGCCAUGAAAGGUGGACAGUGUGAAAGUCAAGGUCCAGGAGGUGAGCUCACGCCAAGUCAGUCAGAUUUUGCACCCUUAGUAGAGUCUCGGUCUGGCUUGAUUAAGAGUGGUUUUGGUUUUGUUAAAAGCACUUCUUGGCACCAUAGUGAUCUGUUAAGGAGAGGUAGUGAAGAAAGGCUGAGAGCUAAGUCAGAACAUGAACGUGAACAGGAAACCAACCAUCAGUUACAAAAGGCAAUGCUGUCCUUAGAAAAAAGAGGGUCAACGUCAUUUUCAUCUAACCAAGUGUCAGUUAUCACCAAGCAGGCCAGGCCUGAAGCAACGCAGAGUGCUAGAUCGGAACCUUUGAGACUGCAUAGGAGUGAGCCUGCCUUAGCAACAGAAAAAGUGGAUAACGUGUCAUCCAUAGCAAGAUGUGGAGAAAGGGAGGACCCGACCCAGAUCAUCAAGGGGGUGGCUGCUACAAAAAGGACUUCACCAGAAAGUUCCAAGUCUUGGAGAAAAUUAGAUUCCGAUUCUCCAGGUGGUUCUUUACCAGUAGAAAAUUCUCAUUGUUCCACAAAGAGUAAAUUAUCUUUUUUCCCUGAAAAUAUCCCAGUCCCAAACCAAAACGUGACAGAACCUGCAGUGCAGGCAGAGCUGCGGGAGCAGUGUCCGCCUCUGAAUGUCACAGGUCUGGACUCAUCUGGGACGGGGGCAGGGAAACUUCCUCCAGCUGCAGAAAUGGCGGUGUCCAGAAGUCUUUCUGUUGAAAAACAACCCAGGGAGGAGACAGUUAGAUCUGGUGGUAAAGCCCUGGCCAUUUCAAAGGACUCGCCUAGUAGAGAGCAAAGCCCAGAGGGGUCUCUGGAGCAGCCAUCCCAGACUCCUAGUGGUACUUCUCCUGAAGGUUCAGGCACCACAGGCACUGCCUUUUCACCAGAAAUUGGCAGAAAGGAUGAAGAGACACAUGCCCUCCCACAGAGUAGCCUUCCAGGUUCUCUUUAUUGUUACACAGGCAUCCGGGAGGUGGGGGGUGUUGACACUGAGGUGGAAGAGAGUGAGGCCCCGAGCUGCAGUGAGGGUGAGAAUGAGCCCGAGGCCGCGCCAGGAAACCAGCAGUGGGAUGCUGCCAAGUCCUCCAGAGGAGAUGUGGGAGCUGCACGCACUGCUGCCGCUGAGACCAGGCCUUCCACUGAGUUGGGCUGUCUGACCUCAGCUCUGCAGGACUUCAACAUCGGCACUCUCUCUGAGAUAGACAGACUGUCCACAUCAGACGUCGUCAUGUUUCUUGAAAGUUGUCAGUUAAGAGAUUAUAGUUCAGGGGACUCUGUUUCAGAAUAUUCGAACAAAGAAAGCCUAAACAAAGACACGAACAAAGAAUCAAAGCAAAGUGAAACAUCAGGAGAAAAGUCUAGAAAGCAGCUCGGUGAUGAUGAAGAAACACUCAAAACCUGUGAAGAGUGGAUUGAAUCCGAGGAAGAUGAUUGUGCUUUAAGGGAUGCGAGUCACCUCACCCAGUGUUCGCUGGAAACACUGUCUGAGGUGCUAACCAAGAUUGGACAGGAACUUCAGUCCAACUAUGAGGACUCUGAUGGAAAAGAUGCCGGUAAUUUACUCCUCUUCAGUAUACACGACAGCCUGACAACUGAGCACUUAAAAGAACGAGUCUCACCUCAGCAAAUAAGCAGCUCCUCAUUGCACCCUUCAGAUCCACCCCCGGCAACAGCUGGCUUGGGUGCUAAGGGCAGUUCUCCCACUAGUGGGGUAUCUACUGUUAAAAGCACUCAGGACCGGCUUGAGGGUAACUCAAAUGUGACUGGGCUGAUGGGCAGUGGAGGUGAGGUCCUGUCAGAACUGGCGGAGCUCCCCGCCAAGUGCUCUGACUCGGGAGCUGGGCAGACAGCCGAGCCCGGUGCUGGUUGUGAGUCAGAAGGGUCAUUUCAGUGUCAGAUAUCUACUGUGACUUCUGAAGUUAUAAAUGUGCUGGUAAAUAAGGACCAAAAUCUAGUUAUUGAAAAGGGAGACAACUGGACCAUCAUAAAUGGGGUAGCCCUCAUGCCGAAUGUGGACCAGGUCAUCCUGUGUGACACUCCUGGAGACAACCCUGCUUCCCCAGAUGGAGGAGAGACUGAGGGAGCUGGUUUCAUCUCCCCGACUUCUGUGGACAAGUCCCCAGAGACCAGCCACCCUGGCUCUCCACUUCAGGAGUCCCCAGGUGGCAGUAAUCUUCCAUGUACCCCAGAGGAUAUUUCCAACAGUGGCCAGAGUUCCAACUUCGAUAAAAGUCGUUUGCGGAAUAGACCUGUUAAACCUAGUGUAAGGAUUAGUUCUGAAAUUUAUGAUCAAAUCUUUGAGUCUCAGAUUGUUGCAUCUGAUCACACAUAUUAUAACUCAAAACUGGAGCCAUUUGUCAAAAACAAGAAUCGAUCAAAGAUUUCAAACAAAGAUCAGUCAAACAAACUGGUAAAGACUUCAUCAUCCGGCAGGGUUGAAACUAACCCAAGUGAAGUUUCUCAGUCACCUUCAGCGGACAGUGUUAACACAAAAGCCCAGAGACCUCAAACUCAGACCAUUCUGGCCAAUGCUGACACCUCAACCCCUAUGGAUUGUUCCACAGACACGCUGAGUAAAAUACGGCAGGAGGUGGGGCCCCCUUUGCCACCCCUCCUUGCUCCUUUGAUUGCCACACCUCCACGGACUUCACACCCAGUUUCUCCUCUAAUAUCAAGUUCCAGUCCCUCCUCACCCACCUCCCCUGUUGGCCAGCUUUCUCCAUUAUGUGAGAUUCCAGUGCCACCCAUCAUGUCUCCUUUGCUGGAAGAUGCAAGGCGUGCCUCCCCUUCAUGCACAUCUCCAUCCCCAUCCGCUGUAUCCACUGGGGAGAGGAUACUGUCAUCUCCUCUGCAGUUCUGUGCCACCACCCCAAAGCAUGCCCUUCCUGUGCCUGGCAGACUGCCUCCCUGUGCAUCUGCCCACACCACUGUGGCUGGGCCCCAGGAAAAUUCCAUUAAAAUCCUCGACACCAUGUACCCAGAGUUAUCUGCCAGGGCCCGUACUCUCAACAUCCUCAAAGGGAAUAUUCAGCUCACGCGAGGUCCACCUGCUGACCGGCAGAAUUUACCGGGGCCCGUCAGCGCCAUAACAGGUUUCAAAGCGAUCAGUUCCAUGUCAACUGCCUUUGUCAAAACGGGGGGCAGCUCUGGUGGUGAUUGUAAUCAGGAUAAGUCCAGAGAUUUGGGUACUCAACAGGAUCCAAGUGGAAAAAGAACACUGUCAGCAUGUAUACUGAGGAGUGCUAAAAGAUUGCGCCUGGACAGUGGGUCCUCGGAAUCAGAAGGUGGGAGCACCACCUCGGAAGGGGUCAACAAGCCCCCCUGCAGGAACCUCCCUCAAGCUGAAGUUGCAGCAACAGAUGAGGAACCAAGUUCUGUUUCAGCUGCCAGUUCAGGUUCACAGUUGCCUCUGAACCCCAAAGAAACUGUGGAGUCUCACGAUAAAGCCAUAGCUGAUGCUCUGAAGAAGAUUGCAGAGUCCUCCUUUGACUUGUUGCCUGUCAUUCGCAGUCAUGUGUAUGUGGGAAAUAUCUCCAAAAAGCCUGUAAUGAGAGAUCAAGAGAAAGAAGUUGUCUAUGACUUCAGCACAACAAAGAAGCAUUUAGCAGAGUGCUUGCUUCACUCUAUUCUCUCCGAAUUAAAACUUCAGAAGACAUCUCUGGAGCACAAUUACAUUCAUGCACUCUGCAGAGUGUAUGUGGGUAUUUGCCGGCAACUCGGAGACGUAGAAAGAGCUCGCUUGUUCUGCUACAGCCUACUUAAGGAAGAUUUCCCAGAGUCAGAAAAACUGACUUUGUUCAUCGCAAACAUGUGGCAUGAUAUAUUUAUCUCUCAAUCAGUGAUUAAUAAGGCAAUGCAGUUAGUUGCCAGGCAACGUGCUAAAGGAGAGGUUCUGAAUUGUUUGAGAGCAUUUCUCAAUUGGGAAAAGAAUUCUCCUGCAGAUGUUGGCUUCAUGGUUUCUAAGUUGCUUUUGACCAUACAGUUAUGUCCAAAAACAGAAUUUCAGUCCAGUGAAAGAUUUGGUGAAGACUUAAGUGACAACACUUGGGAGUACAUAUUUGCCAUUGAUCUGCUCUGCUGCCACCAGAAAUGGGUUUGGACACAUGAUAACAUUAUAAGUAAGGAGCUGUGGCCUGUAAUGGACAAGUGGAUAAAACACAGAAAAGGACAUGCGAACAUUGCGUAUAUUCCUGAUGUUAUCAUAGCAUCAAUACUGAGGCUGAUCGGUCGUUUAGGUCAGCUGGGUUUGAAGGAAGGGUUUCCAUCUGCUGUGAAAAAUAUUAGUUCGGUUAUUGGUAUGUUCAUACAGCAUGCCCAGGACGAAGAUAUACCAUGGGGUAUACAACUAGCAGCCGUGUAUGCCCUUUGUGACUUGAGCCCCAGCAAUCCAGCAGAGAUAUCCAAGAUCCUGGAAGCUUGGCGCAAAGACACCUCGCACAGCGUGCCCUCUGCAGUGGUCAGCUCCCUGGAGGAAGUCAGUGCGUUGUGUGCAGGGGAGCUCGGCUAAACCGCCGCCCGCCACUGCACCUAGAGAAGUGCCUUCACGUAUCUUGAGUAUAAACAGAUUAAUGAGCUUUCCGAAUGUAAACGAAGGUUUCACAGGAAAGAUGCAGAAGAGAAAACGCCAAGAGGCUCUCCUCACUGUGUGGCAAGGAGACAGGAGAAAUGCCCAGCCGCACAGCCGUGUUUCCCAAACCACAUGCUUAAGUCACGUAAGGCUGUUGUGAGUACAUGGCAUGUGGAUUGUGUUGCGUCCUGGUCAAACAACAAAAACUUGAAUUUAGCCCUUUUUGCUGCAGAAAGUGUCCUUUCAGUCGCUUUUUGAGUGGCAUUUUAUAAUGAAUUUAAUAUGAAAGCAUUGAUUUGGUUCCUGAGUUAAUUCUGGCCUUUGUGCCCAAAUGACUGACGAGGAAAAACUGUACUGGCUGAAAAAGAACUAGAAGACUCUUCCAGGAUCUCAGCUGGAAGUGGGCUACAGAAGUUUUUCUCAAGGUGCAGUGUGCAGCUGAUCCACGUGAACACGGGGGAGCCUCUAGAAACUCACUGUGAUGCGUUUUCUUUGCAGGAGUUUCCUAACGAAGUUCUUGAACCUGGUUAACUCUCUGUCAGGGGAAGGAGAGUGAGGAGCAAAAGGCUCUGCAGGCCCUGCCCCCACAGCAGGGUGGGCUGCUGUGGACUCGGAGGCGGGCGCUCAGAGUCCCCCGCCGCCGGCCUGCGGACAGCGCUGCGCGAUGAUGUGUGUCACAUUUGAUGAUGUUCCGCUUUCGGAAUUUUAGUAUUUGUACAGAGGGAAGGGGUUCAACAGCUGUCCGUGGUUCUGAUUUGUCUUAUAUUCAUCAUUUCCUAAAUCUCUUGUAUGUGUUUUUUUUUAUAAUAAAAAAUAAAAGGAAGCCAUGUACAUUGUUCUGAUCAGUAAAGGUGAUGCUUGGUGCCGCUUCCAUUUUCACUGCAGAUGGGAGAAGGCAGCCAUUCCAAAGGAGACUCCACCUCAGGGUAGACCCACGCUGCUUUGCCGGCGUUUCACCUUCUGAGUUUUCUCAGAGGUGCUCUUGGUGAUCUCGGAUGCCAGAUAAUUAAGUGUUGAUCAGCUCUUAUGAUUGGAUGUUUGUUGAGUUACAGUUGCUGCCCUUUUCAAAUUAUAUUUGACAAGUAUUUUACUCCUUUGUGUUUGUAAAGUAAUUGUAGCAAAAAGCUGAGAUGUACGAACAACUCUGUGUAACCCCUUGGAAGCUUUUGGUUGGUGUGUCCAUCCAGUGUUCACUGAGCACGUGCUCUGCACUGGUGCCUCACGCAGAGGAGCUGGUGAGCAGGCCACCAGCAGCAGGGCUCUGAAGACCUCUGGUCUGUUAGUAGAGAAAAACCGUAAGCAAUUACCCCAGGAAAUCAGCACUUGAAAAUUUUGGUGAGUUCAGUGAGAAAAUGUGGAGACUUGCAGUAGAACAAUAGAGUAGUAGAUGCUGCUCUUUCUAGGUGUUAAUCGAGGAGGGGCCCUCUGAGGAGGUCAGGAGCGGAGCCAGGAGCGGAGAAAAGGAAGCCAGCUUUGAGAGUAGGGGACACGCGUCCCUCCCGGAAAGGUAAGUGAGACUUUUAGAAGGAAAGAGCCUUUCGUGUGCGAGAACAUGGCUGACUGAUACAGCCAGAACAUACCGUUCAAGUGUCGUUUGUCUGAUGGUACAGAUUAUGCCAGUUCCUGGGACUGAGGCAGCCGUGGGCUUGUUCACAGAUUGAGCAGAGAUGUCAUAUGAGAUUACAGUUCACUGGGGCUGCUCUGUGGCAAAGGGGUGUGAGAAGGGCAAGGGGCGAAGCAGAGGGACCUGUCAGGAGGUGGGGGGAGAUAAUGGUGUUACAUGAAUUUCAUGUGUCUCUUGGAGGUAGGAUCAAUGCUAAGUUCCUGAACUUGGAUGAGGGACAGGUAGGAAUCAAGAGCCAAGGUUGCUGAGUUGGGUUCCAUGGGGUAGGUACAGGUGCACAGGUUGGUGGUAGGAAACAAAAAUGCUAGGUGCUGGUUUGGGACUUGGACAUUGUAAGACAUCCAGGUGGAGGUGACAGGCAGCCUUUACAGGUCACUUUGGAGUACAGACAAGAUGGGGCAGAAGUUAGGAAGCCGAUAAUGUUUGGAGGCUAUUUAAAGUGCCGUGUGUGUGUGUGUGUGUGUGUGUGC